CACGUCAUCAUUUGCUUCCGAAAACAUUUGCAGUGUAGCAGCAACAGCAGUUAAAGUCUACAAAGUGUUUCACAGAUUUUUUUUAAUUUUCAUAAAGUACAUACGAGCUGAAGUAAUACGCAGAUGCAAUCAUGGACGUCACAAACGGAAUUUAUUUUGAGCUAAUUUAUGAGCUUUCUUAGUUAGGAAAAAAUUAUUAGCAUCGUCGGGUUUUCGUGCGGUUUUACCUCAAACUGGUCCGACUCAAUCGUUUAUGGGGUUUGGUUUGACCCGGUAACCUCAUCGACAUGUCCUGGAGGAGAAUUUAACUUUUAAACGACUUUUAAAUUAUGGAGCCAUGUUUGAGGUUUGUGUGUCGAGAGAGUGUCAGGACAGUGUCGGCGAAGUGCUGGACGUGGAGAUCGGUGAGGUGCUGGAGAUCACCUUUCAGACGUCCUCUUACGUCAACAUGUCUCCGGUCACAUCAUAGCACUCUUCUGCUGAGAGCUCAGACACAAUCCGUCUCAUGUCGCCAAAGAGUUACAGAUGCAUCCCAGGCAGCCCUAUCUAGCGUUGCACCUGUAUUUGUUGUGAUGAAGUUCGAGCCAGAUGGAAAUGUGACCUCAUUUGAAAAGAAGAAGACAGAGUUGUAUCAAGACCUUGGUUUGCAGGCGAGAGAUCUGAGAUUCCAGCACUUAACAAGUAUUACAGCACGAAACAAUGCCAUCAUCAUACGUAUGGAGUCUCUCAAGGCAGUGGUUAUCCCGGAGUGUUUACUGGUGCUGGAUUUCCGUGGGUCGGGUCUGGAGAAGUGGAUGGUGUUGGAACUUGGACCGCAGUUGGCAGGAGAUGGAAAUUUGGCCACCUACUUACUUCCCUUUGAAUUCAGGGCUUUGGAAGCCAUUCUGCAACACAGAGUAAAUGUACUGCAGGCCCAUCUGCAUGAGGUUCAGCCUCAGAUUCUGGAUUGUCUGGAAUCAUUGGUGGACCCUAAGCUGCUUUCUGCUGACCGCAGCAAACUGCACAUGCUCCUGCUUAACAGGAAAAGCCUGUCAGAGCUGGAGACGGACAUUAAGGUGUUCAAGGACAGUCUUCUCAAAAUCUUGGAUGAGGAUGAGUUAAUAGAUGAACUCUGUCUUACCAAGUGGACCGACCCUCGAGUGUUUGAGGAGAGUAGUCUGGGUAUAGAUCAUGCUGAAGAGAUGGAGUUGCUGCUGGAGAAUUACUAUAUGCAGGCUGAGGAGCUCGGCAACAAAGCACGAGAGCUGAAGGACCUCAUCGAUGACUCUGAAAGUGUCAUCUUCAUUAACCUGGAUAGCCACCGCAAUGUCAUGAUGCGACUGAAUCUCCAGCUCACCAUGGGAACUUUCUCUCUCUCCUUAUUUGGCCUGAUGGGUGUGGCCUUUGGCAUGAAUCUGGAGUCUUCAUUUGAAGAGGACCCCCGUGUGUUUUGGUUGGUGACUGGGUUCAUGUUCCUGGGCAGUGGACUUAUCUGGAGAAGACUUCUCUCUUUCCUUGGCAGACAUUUAGAACCCAGGUCUCCCCCUCCAAUCCCCCCUGUUUGGAGGAAAAACCAAAUUAGCACAUUAAAAGCGACUGAUAUUAAACCAGGAAUAAGAUGAUACUGUUACUGCUGCUUUUUCUAUAUAGUUUUAUUUCUCUCUCCUUUUCUCUCUCACUUUGUGUACGGCAUUUCUUAAUAUUUUUGGCACCCAACAUUAUCUGUAUGUAGCCAGAUUAUAUUUUGCUAUGUUAAAUUUGUCCUAAGGUGCGUUCUGUGGUCAUUUGUGUAUUUAUUGUGAAUAAUGUGAUAUAAUAAAGUACAUCACGUUUACAUUUUA
This is a messenger RNA of Triplophysa dalaica, 1820 nucleotides long. It is a transcript of the gene mrs2, whose product is annotated as magnesium transporter MRS2. The coding region runs from base 330 to 1601 and encodes 423 amino acids. Gene Ontology annotation, cellular component: mitochondrial inner membrane. The record is from RefSeq and is a predicted model, not a curated record. NCBI's taxonomy places the organism in Eukaryota, Metazoa, Chordata, Actinopteri, Cypriniformes, Nemacheilidae. The transcript is spliced from 11 exons. Gene Ontology annotation, molecular function: magnesium ion transmembrane transporter activity. Gene Ontology annotation, biological process: mitochondrial magnesium ion transmembrane transport.